This is a messenger RNA of Siniperca chuatsi (mandarin fish), 4806 nucleotides long. RefSeq names its product protein phosphatase 1, regulatory (inhibitor) subunit 11 (gene ppp1r11). The transcript is spliced from 3 exons. The record is from RefSeq and is a predicted model, not a curated record. NCBI's taxonomy places the organism in Eukaryota, Metazoa, Chordata, Actinopteri, Centrarchiformes, Sinipercidae. The coding region runs from base 219 to 767 and encodes 182 amino acids. Gene Ontology annotation, molecular function: protein phosphatase 1 binding; protein serine/threonine phosphatase inhibitor activity. Gene Ontology annotation, cellular component: nucleus.
UCUUCUGUUCUGUAAACAAAGGAGAGCCAUUGAACUCAGUCUUCCAGUAUCCUAGGAGGUGUGAACUCCUCCUAUGGGCCUAGGUUUCAGCUCCCAUUGGUCUGACCUGUGAACCGGGAUGUCACCAGGUCAAUAAAGGGGGUCCGCGGCCAUUGUUCUUUCUCUUUCUCUUGGAAUCCUUCACUGCAGCAGACAGCUGUGGCUGUCUCCCUCUCAGCAUGUGGCUUGCUAACAGCAGACACACAGCAGAACUGAAAACUCUCUCUUACAGAAGCAAUACAAGGACCUAUGUAAGAUUUCUGCAACAGUCGUUAGCACCAAUGGCAACUACACCGCCGAUGGUUCCUCCAUCUGUACAGCAAGGACUUUCCUUCGAUCGGAACCAACAUCCUUCUCUGCCUGGCUCAUUCCAACGGAACCGCCAGAAAAUAACAGCCGCAUGUUCAAAGCAACCUUUCUUCCUUUACGGACUGGAGGGACGAAGCCUGACAAUCAAGCUGAGGAAGAGGAAGACUGAGAAGAAGGUGGAGUGGUCCAGUGACACUGUCGACAAUGAGCACCUGGGAAGAAGGUCUUCAAAGUGCUGCUGUAUUUAUGAAAAGCCCCGACAGUUCGGAGAGUCGUCCUCUGAAAGCGAGGGAGACGAUGAUGAUGAAGGGUGCGGCAGUGCUCACUGUAUCCUGGGCCACGGCAGGAGAGGCCAUGAACAGAGAGGGGGAGGGGGGACCACAGUGCCCCCGAACUCUGGAGUGUCACACACCCACUAAUUAGCCCUGCAGGCUGAUUGUGGGGUCUGAGUCGUUUCUCACUACGACAAUGACGGAUUACAAAACUGCACUCUUUCUUUUUUUUUUUAGUUUAGUUCCACCACUGAGGUCCAGGCAGACCUGAUGCUGCGUUCCAGUCAUGAGUCAGAAGCUCCCAGCUACUGGAGCAGGAUUACAGCCUCUGCCCUGCUGCUCUGAAAAACAAAGAGCAACAUGGAUUAUUGAAUUAGCCUAAUUGAAAAUCCUGCUCUCCUUUCAACAGCUAAAAGCAUGCUCAGUAUUGUGCCAACUGACAUAUGUAACAUGGAAUGAUAACUACAAGUUCACAUUUUUUCAAAUUUCAAGUUAAAAUUUCUUUUAAACUCUUUAUCACAAAGGAGACAUGUGAUGAUAACAAAAUAAUAGAAAUGGCCAUACCAGUCUUUUUGCAUGUUUUAGCACUUUUACUACAAAUCACACACACUAUGCAUUACGUCACUGCUAAGCAUUUUCCAAAGCAUUUCAUAGGAUGGUAGAAUUGGUAGAUGCUUUCCUAUUUUCCAGGCACCCAUGGGUUUCCAUUCAUUUCACUGUGCUAUGAAAAUAAGGUUUGUAAUCCAUCACAGUGAAUAUCAUGUUUGCUUUUAUUUUUGUCAGAGUUGUUGUCCAAAAGCCCAAAGAUUUUCACUUUACAAAUAUUUGCCAAUAUAUAAAUAUAUUGGCAAAUUUUGCUGAUUAAACGACUCAUACCAUUAUCAAAUAAUUUUCUGUCAGUCAUCAGCCUGCACUUACACCUGUAUUACUGCCCAAUGGUAACUAAACUUUUUACAACAAUAAAAAACUAUGGGUUACAUAAGCCAAGCAAGUAUCAAGCCUCCACAAGCAUGAUUUUUAUACCACCUGGCAGAGUGCAGUAUGCUUUGGAAAAUGGUCAGCAGCAGUGAUGUAAAGUGUCUGAUUUGUCCUGAAUUAGCUAAUACAUAAAAGCACUAGUUAUGAUGUCACCACAAUCAGACCUUUGCCCAGACUCCAUGCUUGUAAAUCCAGCUGGAAAUGCAGUCACGUUGCACUUUCCCCAGCAGCAUAUUGGACUUUCUGACUGUGAGGCAUCUCUGGAACGCAGCAUACAGUAUGUAUGUGGAGCUUUGAAGAGAUUGUCGUAGAGAGGCCAUAAAAUGUUCUCUGGCUAUGUCUUUUCCUUUUGACCAAGCAGCAGAGUUAAUUGUAUAUAAUACAGCACAUUGUUUUUUAUUUAUUUGCUGGUCUUAAUUCUAAAUUUGCUAAUAAUUGACAUGCAGUCGACCGCAGUCUGUGUAGUAGCAUUGCAAUUACAAACCAGUAUGUGAGAAUUAGAAUAGAGUGCAUUGAAAAACUGGAGACCAACAAAGAUCUCACUUUUAUAUUUAGUUGAGUGAGCAUUGCUGUUUCUCAUUUGUAGUUCAGUUUGAAAGUUAAUGCCAACCUUUGUGACGAUUGCUGAUAGAACACACACAAGACUGUAAUUACAUUAUAACUACACACGUUUUAAGCAUCAGUAUGCUCUGGUAGGCCUAAAUAAUCAGAUUAGAGAACCCAGCCCUGGGCGCUGUUCUUCAUAUGUGGAUAACUUAAUUAACUUGAUUUAAUUGUUGAUGAUUUAACACAAACCUUGAUUUCUUCAAAACCUGUUUUAAAGUUUAUCUGGAGCUGUUGUCAUAGCAACAAGACCUUAAGCCCAAACCUGCAAAAGUGCAGCUUACUCACAGUUUGCUGGAUCAUGACUAAAACCUUUUGAGGGAAAAAACAUCAUUGUGUAAUUCAAAACUUUGACAAUAGAGAGUAAAUAAGAGUAAACUACCUAUAUAUGGGAUCAAUUUCUACAAACAAAUCGGAUGUCUUACUGCAGGUUUUUCAGUUCUUCCAAACAAACCUUCAUUUUAUGUGGAGCUGAUGUGCGAUCGACAAACCCUUAAGGUUAAAAAAAGUUUAAACACAUUCACAGUUAAAUGGAUCAUGUGCUAGCCUUUUCAAGGUUAACCUCAUACAUGAAUGAUUUUUCAAAUCCAAAUGAUGGCUCAUUUUGGGCCCGUAAUUUCCUAAUAAUCUUCAGAAGGUUUUCUGGGAAGAACAACAUCAGUUGGUACACUUCCAAUUAAUUGAUUCCAAUUAUUUGCUUGUGUAACACUGAGAGUCUUUAGGCAGAGCACAGCAGGUCAAUUGAACAUGCAAAAGCAGGUAAUAUAUGCAAUACAGUAUACUAUUCAACAUCCAAACGUCUCUGAAAUAACCCUUUACUGAAUGUUGUUAGAACUGUUUAGAAGAAAACAUAUACAUUAUUGUUGGUGUAAUAAUCACAGUUUAAUACACAAUGUUAAUAUCAAUAAACAUGUACAUAUGCAUGCUAAAAAUACAAUAAGAUAAAAUCAUUACAUUAAAAAAUAACUUCAGAUUUGGUUGUUAUUACUAUGAGCAAAAGGGAUCAAUUCUGCUUAAAGCUUCUGUUAGUAAAACAAUGGAAUCACAAAACUUAAGCAGUCAGUUAUAUUAAAUUAGAGACUAUCUUAAAAAUGAUCAAUCAGUCAGAUUACUGAACACCGUUAACAAAUCGGUCAUACAAAAUCAUUUCUUGUUUUAGAGUGCCUUUAGUUCCUAUUAUUUAUUAUUAUUUUUGGCAGUCUGAGGUUAAAGUGUAAUUUCAUAGUUAUAUCUGCAGACACAUUAUUAGCUCAUAUAUAAAAAAAUUUAAACUCAAAUAUUGAUAUCAGUAUUGGCCUCAAAAAUCCAGUAUUCUUACUAUAGUUAGAAUAUGUUGUAGAAUAUGUGUGAAAGCUCAAAUAUGCGCAGCCAUUCUGUAGCCACACCAUCAUGCCAGCCAGUAAUACUUGUGCUGACUCCUACUUCUUUUCUCUAAUGUUGCUUUUAUUUCAAAAUAAUAGUUUGCUGUUAUGAGAUAACUUUAUGUAAGAUUCAAAAAUCUAUCCUCCGCCUAUUUUGGAAGAACUGAAUUAGCUGGAUAAGAAUUGGCUAGAUUACAUUAUCUGGCUAACAUCAUGUAAACCUAGAUUAGUUGAACUACAUAUGAAGAAUGGGGGCCGGGGUAGUGAGCUAUUUCUGUGGCUUCAAACAAAACAUUAGACAAAACGGUCUUCUUGUUCUGUCAAAAUCAGUCACCUAAAGUCAAAGGCUGCCAGUUUAGCUUUUGACGUUAAACCUUUGAUUGUUUUUGCAGAGCUGUAAUUGUCAGUUUGCUGUAAUGAUUGAUUACAGAUCAAUCUGUAUUUGUCUUUUAAUUUUGUGACAGCAGUGGAUUUGAUGAAACCUCAUUAACAGAAGCGUGCUGGUAUUUUCAACUUCUAAAUCCUCUGCUGGUUUUCAUUUGCUUGAUUGAUUUUUAGAUAAAUCCAAUGUAUCCACUGGACAAUGUUAGAAAUUAUGACAUUUUUGCAUCAGAAGAAAGUGUUGAUUCUUUGCAUAGGAUGGUAAUGAGUGAAGUCAGAAUGGGUGAUGGUUGAGUUGCAACACCAGUGUGGAUGAAGAAGAGAAGUUCAUUUCUGUUAAUGUACUUAUUUGAUUAACUCUUUAGAUGAAGCCCCCAUAGGUUCCCAUUACAUUCAGCUGCACGUUGGUUGUUUAAAAAAAAUAAAAAAUUACAGUUUGACUCUAUGAACUCUAUUUAAAGACGAUGGGUUGUGCUUUUCCUGCUGUGCUCUGCAGAGUGACUGACAUGUUUUAUUUAUGUGAGGUAAAAAGAGACUGGAUCACAGCCGAUGUGGCGAACAGGGAAGGAGAGGUGAAGGUGCAUGACUGCUGGCCCAGGCUUUGUUCUCAUGUCUGUUAUGACCACAACUCACCUGAUACAGGCCCCAUCAUCAUCCUCUACAGUUUCAGACCAUGUUUGUUAUGUGACAGCAGUGUGGAUAUUACACUCAGUUCAUUUAUGCCACUACUUUAUAUAUCUAUACACAUUGACAUUGUUACAUAUGUACAUUGUUCUUGUACUGGCAAUGCACCUUUCUGUAUAUACUAUUAAACAUAAUGAGAGCAGAUAUAAUCUGAAUUAAAGUUUUGAACUGUGAUAAAA